Molecule: messenger RNA, 1530 nt
Organism: Drepanopeziza brunnea f. sp. 'multigermtubi' MB_m1
Lineage: Eukaryota; Fungi; Ascomycota; Leotiomycetes; Helotiales; Drepanopezizaceae
Source: RefSeq, a predicted model, not a curated record
AUGGUAGACCCCGUGCAGCCGCUCGUUGAACGCGGAGCAAGCCCCUCGCACAGCAGCCAAACCAUCAGUCAGCGAUCAAGCUUCGCAGACAAUCUUCGUCACUCCCCCCGGUCACAGAGACGCCCGUCAUUCCCCCAGUCCGCAGUGCAAGAACUUCUCAACCACCCGCCGCUGGCGAGGGCCGCGGACCCGAGAUUUGCGGGCAGGGAAUGGCGACAGAUUCGUGUCGGAGAGCUCGUGGACAAGGAAGAAGUUAGAUGGGCUCGGCUGGAUACUGGGGUCGAGCAAGCUACAAAGCUUUUGAUCGAGCAGGGACCUCCAAACGUUAUCCUGCUGCGCGAAUCACCGAGCAGCGUAAACGCAUGCGGCACCUUCGAUUAUAGCGACCUCAAUGCCUAUCUACUAGUUGUAGUAGGCCUAGCCAACCCUGAAGGUGAACAAGUAGCUGUGUUCGAUGCUCUGGCCAAGAAAGCUCGGGAGGGUGUCGAAAUACCAUUGCAGGAGAUACAAGGUCUGGCCAAGAAAGGCCCGUUGGUGACUUUGUCUGAAUCGGAAGACCUUUCCAAGGCCAUCGAGCAUUUCGCCUGUGGAACACACCGUAUACUUAUUACCAAAGAUGACUCUACGGAGGUGGUAGGGAUUCUGAGCCAGUUGAAGCUGGUGAAAUUUCUCUGGGAUAAUGGCACCAGCUUCCCUGCCAUCAACGCUCUCUACCCGAAGAUUCUGAGAGACUUGGAGGUCGGAACACCUCAGACUAUUGCUAUCAAUGGCGACCGAGUUCUGACGGAUGCACUUCAGUUGAUGAAUGAAGAAGGUCUUACAAGUAUCGCAGUAGUGGACAGUGCAUUCAAUGUUGUUGGAAACAUCUCCGCAGUAGAUGUCAAGCUUCUGACCAACAGCUCAAGCUUGCCCCUAUUGAAGUCUAGUUGUAUCCACUUCAUUUCGGUCAUUCUCAGCGAAAGAGGAAUUGGUGACGGAAAAGAUUCAUUCCCAGUCUUCCACGUCACCCCUUUUUCAACCCUGGCACACACAGUCGCCAAGCUCGUCGCAACUCGUUCGCACCGAAUGUGGAUCGUCGAGGCAGCCUCCCCGUCUCCUGGCGCUACACCUCUGCCAAACCCUUCAAAUUCAACCUCCCCUAUGUCCAGCGCAAUUCUCUCAUCCCCUGCGGUGUCCGGCCCGGCAUCCCCAAAUCUUUCAACCUCAUUCCCGGCAGUCUCAGCCGCUGCUUUACCUAGCGCCCGUAUAUCAGGUCGUCUCACUGGCGUCAUCUCUCUAACCGAUAUCCUAAACCUGUUCGCUCGUCAAUCUGGUCUGAAUCCACUAAGUCCCAACGAGCAGAGAGCACACAGAAGACGAAGCUCAAGCAGCAUGAUAAAGGACGACGGGAGUCAUGUUUUCAAUGGAUAUUUUGCUUCGACGGCUAUUUCGGCAGGCUGGAUGGAAUUAUGGGGAAUGAUCGGAGUUGCGGAUGAAGAGAGCAGGGCUAAGAUGACUAGCAGACUUACAACGGUUACUAUAACGGCAUGA